AUGGCGUCUUGUGGCUUAUUCUCUGCCGACGAGCCGCCACCCGAUGUGAAGACGGAGGAGGCUUUCGUGACCCUGGCCACCAACGACGUGUACGCGUUCGGAGCCUUGGUGCUUGGCUACUCGCUUCGCGACGUGCACACCUCCAGGAAGUUGGUUGUGCUUGUCACCAGGGACGUGGGCGUUGUCAUGAAGCACCUCCUCUCCCAGGUCUUCGACGACAUCCAGCAGGUCACGCUGCUCUGCGGCAAGGACCCACUGGGCUGCCCCGAUCGCCAUCGCGACAACGUGCGCGCCUCGUUCACCAAACUGCACUGCUGGCGCCUGGCGAACCUCUCCAAGGGUGUUUUCCUGGACGCCGACACCCUGGUGUUGGCCAACUGUGACGAGCUAUUCCAGUGGCGCGAGUUCUCGGCGGCGCCGCUCCGUGGCUGGCCGGAUCUCUUCGACACCGGUGUAUUCGUGUUCCAGCCCUCGGCCAAGACUCACGGCCUCGUCAUGAAGUUCGCCAGGGACACGGCGUCCUUCGACGGCGUCGACCGGGGCAUCCUGAACGACCUUUUCGGCAGGGAGUGGAAGGCGGACCUGCAGCUGCAGCUGCCUUUCACCUACAACCUCCAGGCGACGUCGGGCAGUCAGUUCUUCGACAAGGCGUUCCUGCACUACGGCGCUUGCAACGCCAAGAUAGUGCAUUUCUGGGGUUCCCACAAGCCGUGGACGCAGGUCUACGACUGGACCACCAACUUGGUGCACACUAAGCGAGGCUGCCCACACCGAAUCGAACACCUACAGAAAUGGUGGGACGUGUUCACGAGCCGUGUGCAGCCAAGGCUGGCCCGUCACCCUUGCGGGGACGGCUCCCAGAAGCCAGGCCUGGUGUGCCGCGAUGAGAUCUGCCGUUCUCGCGGGCUAAGCUUCUCCUCGGACGACACUUCGAGCACCUCCCAGGCGACCGGUAGGAAGUCUCCCGUCGACUCCCAGCUGCGACACGAGAGCGUGGACAAGCUGCUCUCCAUCCUGGGCGACACCUCGGUGGCGAACAUCUUUGCGGGCGCCUCCAAGAAAGAGGCGAACGAGUCCGAGGACCGGUUUGAGGCCUGGGAGCGCGGCGAGAUUGACUACAUGGGCGCGGACGCCUUUGAGAACAUCCAGGCUAAGCUGGACGAGGCCAUCAAGGCAUCCGAUGCGUCCAUGGACUCAAGUUCUCGUCACCAUCCGUCGCUUUCUGAGACCGACUUUUGCGAGAUCUUUGGAAGGUCCUAA
Messenger RNA from Ixodes scapularis (black-legged tick), 1260 nucleotides. RefSeq names its product glycogenin-1. Bases 1 to 1260 code for a protein of 419 amino acids. Gene Ontology annotation, cellular component: cytoplasm. The transcript has 5 exons. Lineage: Eukaryota; Metazoa; Arthropoda; Arachnida; Ixodida; Ixodidae. The record is from RefSeq and is a predicted model, not a curated record. Gene Ontology annotation, molecular function: glycosyltransferase activity.